UGACGCGUCGGGCCUGCGAAGGCGUGCUAACCUGGCGGAGGGCUCAGACAUAGUAAGGGAUUAACAAUGGAAACGUUGUAUUUGUGAACAGGUUGGGAAAGUUUUGGCCAACAAUUGUUGUAGCGCUUUUCCUCCUUAAACGGAUGCAGUUUCGGGAAUCGAAAACAUGUGGGGGGAAAUGGACCACAACUCAACAAGGUGCCUAGAUCUGUAAUAUCCGUGGAGUUGAAAUGCUUGUGUGAAAUCAAACAAAGAGAGACAUGAACAAUGGCAGAAAGAGAGAGGAAAACUUCAGCUGUUUAUCGCAGCGUCUCUUUCAAAAAAGUGGGUUCCUGGAGCACCAACAGCAGUGAACACCAACAAAACAAAUCAGACGAUUUGGAGGCUGCUGGCGUCGCCCUUCCCCCGGAGCCCAGCAAAGCAGAACAGCACUUGGCGACGCGUAACCUCAGUGUGUCAAGAAAAGUUUCCAAAAUCUCUGCCACCACCACCACCACCACUGCCGGCCUCCUGACCGCAGACCCAAAGAGAGGCUCCUCCACUGCUCACUCCUCUAUUUCGCCAUCCAUCCGACAGCUCACUGAGAAGUUUAGCAGCAGCAGCAGCAGCUCUACAGAAACGCACAGAGCCUCACCGGGGGACUGUGGAGCUGUGACGCGGGGGAGAAGCACUCUUCCCCGGGAAAGUUGUUCCAGGAGAGACGGGUCUCCUCGUAAAUCUUUUCACGAAGACAGCGGUGGGGUAUAUUUCCACGGUUGUGAUAUUACUACCGCUGAGACAUUGAUAGACAAUAAAGUGCAAAAGUUUCACUCUGAUACUGACUCCGUGUCAGGCUCGGACUUGGACAAGAAAAGUGAGAAGGGGAUUUUUUCAAGUUUAUCCACCGACAGCAAUUCUGGUAAGAGAGAUUAUUCACAGAUAAAUGCAUGUCCCUCUGAUCCCAGAAAGACUUUGAAUACAGAUGAGGAAGAUGAUGUUGUUAGUAGAGGGGUUCCCUCACCCUGUAAAUCUCACAGAAGCUAUCUCUCUGCACGUCACAGUGAAUUUAUUCCUCUGCACUCUGACAAGUGGCCCAGUGUCACUAAAAUUAGACAGAUUUUUGAUGAAGGACAAGGCAAUGUUACGCAGCAGCACAAUACUGACUCGUAUGAUAAUUUAAAAGCAGCUCAUAGAGGAAACCAAGAGGAACUUAGCCCCAGUGACUGUGUUUCUCUCUCAGAUAGAAGUGACAAACUCUCGCUUUGCAGCUCUGCUAAUGAACCCUGUAGCCUGUCUUCGCAUUGCAAAUGCAUAGCUGCAGCAAAAAGCAGAGAAAGCAGCCCUGCUAAAGAUACUUUUUGUCACAGUAUGGACCUUUAUCCCAAAGCUUACAACCAGCAGUACUCGAACAAGGAGGAGGAGACUGACUUAGAGUUACAAACUUCUAAUAACAACAACGUUCCUGGCAGAAAUACUUUCCAAAGCAGCAGCAGCAGUAGCAUUCACGGGUGCACUAAGGGUAGUCACUACCAAAGGAUUAACCCAUCUCAAUACAGAUCUCAUAGUCCCAGUCCUGAGCCAGAGGCUCCCCAUAAGACCCAUAGGACAACAGUGUUGACAUCUGACCCCAGCCCUGACCUUCAACCCCCUGCUACUUUGUCUUCGAGUCAAUCGGGAAGCUUGGACGCCUCCUCCUGCUCCUCCUCUCUUCAGCGGUCCUCAGUGAGGGAGAGAAGGGAUAGACAGGGGGUCGGGCUGCCCAGGGAUAGUUUACAUUCCUCACAUAGCUCCUCUAGAGCACCAGCCCCCACCUCCUCCUCCCCCUUUUCUGCUCCAACUCUAGAUAAAUCCAUUACCUCCUCCUCCUGUACUGUAGCUCCUUCCACCGAGCUUAAAGCCCCAGCAAAAGUAGCUGUCCCCCUCCGCUCCCGCUGGAGGUUCAGCUCUGGAGACGAAGAGGAGGAGCACAACAGAAGAAGAAAAGUUGGAGGAGGCAGUUGGAGUGUUCCUUCUGGCCCUGCUCCUUCCAUCUCCUACAGAGCAGGUGAAAAGUGUGGCACUGAGCGAGGAAGUAGCUAUUUGUCCCGCAGUAAAAAUGGCUGGUGUGGUGCUAAGGGCAUUGGCAGGUCUUCAGGCAGUGAGGAGGACAGCCCUGGUUGUUUAGGCCCCCACACUCGAGAGGCAGUGCGACGACGCUCACUGAGAAAGAAGAAGAAGGUCAGUGGAGCUGCUCUUGCAGCAGGCCGUGAUGAUUAUGGUGAUCAUGAUGGCGAAUCAGAAGACACUGACAGUGACACAGCCAUGACAAUGGAGCACUUAGAGAAGCACCGCCAGCAAAACACAUGUGGAGCUCAUGCAGGACCAAUAUCUCGGAGCCACUCGGCAAGAGAACAGAAAAGUAACAGUAACAGAGCCAGGGUGCAGCAAUGGGAGCGCAUCUCCUCAACUGCGACAUCCACAACACUUCCUGGUGUAUCUCGAGUGUCAAAGGUCAAUAUCCCCCCAUUUGCUUCCAGUCCUGGUGGUUCGCGUUGCAGCAGCCGAUACUCCAGCACUGAGACACUGAAGGAGGAGGACCAGGCUGGCUCGGCCAACCGUGCAGCAAAUAUGUUUGUUGUCAGCGACAGAGAAGGAGGCCCCACUAGCAGAGCUGCAUCCUCUUCCAUGCUGAGUAAAACGUACCAUGGGAAUUUUACCAUGUACCGCUCCCCAAGCUUUGGCCAUGGGGAUAAUUUCUCCCAUCCCCCUGUAUGGGUGCGCCCAAAUAUUGUGCCUACAGUCACCCUCUCUGGUAAACUUUCCAGAGACGGCGUGGCAUCAGCAGGGGUUAGGGAUGGUGAGACCAUGAAUUCAAGUAGGACAACAGGUGGGGUAGAUGAUAAUGAUAAAAACCAAAUAUCCAUGUCCAACCCUGAUAUCACCUUAGAAACUAUGUCCCUUUUGACCUUUUUGAAAUCUGAUCUGUCAGAUCUCAAGGUGCGGAAAAAGAGUGGAGACAAAUCUGGGGUCGUGGAAGGGUCACCAGCUUACAGGAUGGGCUCACGGACUCCUCAUGGUGGGACCCUGCUACCCUCUGGUUGUCGGCCCACACUGAAAGACCUGACUGCCACCCUGCGGCGUGCAAAAUCCUUCACUUAUUCAGACAAACCCAAAGCAGCAGUAAGGUGUUACUUGACAGGUGGCGCCACAAAAAGGAGCUCCUCUGAGCAGCAGCUUGAUUUGGAUGGAGAGGGUGAUGGAGGGAGGGUGUCUGUGUCAGAAAGGGAAGUAGAAAGUGAUGGGGGUGAUUUUAGGGUUGGGAGAGAACAAAGAAUGAGAGAUUAUGGAUUUGAUGAUGAGAGUGAGGAAAGGAUGCCAACUCCAUUGCAGGAGAGGUAUGUGCAGGAAGCCAGGCAGGUCAUUCGAGAUAUCUGCCAGAUGAGUACUAGAGAAGAUGAAGAUGAUUUGGAGGAUGAAUCUUUCAAGUUCAAGAAAACAAAUGAGGAGAAGGAGAAGGCAGGAGUUAGCAUUACGGAUAAGGCAAGGACAGAUCAAGAGCCUGAGUUUAAUAACACAAAAGACAGGGAUAAACAUGAGAGGGAGAGCGAGAACAGGGAGAGGGAGAGGAGUGAGAGGGAUGGACAAAGUAUGCAGUUGGAGAAACUAAACAGCAGGGGCACAGAGCACAGGGAGAACACAAAGAGACAGAGCAGAGAGACGGAGAGAGCCUUACUGAAGGGCGACUCAGAGGAAAGCAUGUUCUACGAACGCUCUGUGGAUGAACUUUCAGGCCAUGAGUCCAGUUUAACAGACGAAGGGAUCGUAACAGAGCCAGAGACAGGCCCGAGUGAUCCCUCUGAGAGUUCAUUCCUUGGGUCAGCAGGGGUUCAUUUGGGGUCAAGAAUUGCUAGGGAUGUACUAGGGCAACCUGUCACCUUAUGGAAGCAAUCGGCUCUACAUGAUGCGGAUGGGUUUAAGCCAGAGACAGAAGAGAUUGCGGAGAACAGCAUCAAUUGUACAAAUAGUCUGAAUGAAGUCAGUGAUACUCCUUCCUUGGCUGAUCCUGGCCGUACGACUGAGAGUGACUGCAUCCUCAUGGAGCUGAGCAGCAAUGCUGCUAUCAACAAUGUUAACACUACCACUGAAGAGGUCAACACCAACUGCACAGUGUCGCAGAGGUCAGCAGGCACUGCAGGAGGAGGAGGAGGUGGACUGGAAGCCCCUGCGACACCAAGUUCUGUCCGUCGAAGGCGCAAAUUCUCCCCUUCUGGUAAUAACACAGGCUCUGAUUCCAGUAAUGGCAGUAAUGCAGAGUCUACAAUGGCAGCCGUUGGUAAUGGGGAGUCAAGCACUUACCGCUCUCUCAGUGACCCAAUGCCUCAGCGGCGCUGUUCAGUGUCAGAAGAAGGGAAUAACAACUUUUCCUCCGUAGACAGCAACCUGUUGGGAUCAUUAUCUGUCAAAGGAGGGGGAGGUGCUACAGAGUGCUCUGCUGGGGACGAUUUGUCAGAAUACAAGGGCAGUGUGGCCAGUGACUUGUCAGUUUACAGUGAUGGCGGGCUACGCGAUGAGGCUGUUCGUGACUACAGUGGGGUGAUCAGGAGCAUUGUAGCUGAGCCAGGUGCAAUGGACAGACUUAUGACCGAUGAUCAUGGCAAUGGCAAAGCUCCAAAGAAGAAGUCAUUGAGUGACCCCAGUCGCCGUAGUGAUGCACCUUUACUUUUCCAGAAUGACCCUCAAUUCAAAGGUCAUAUUGGCAGCACUCAGCCUAUCAGUGAGCUGGAUCAACCUGGUCAGAUCCCACCUUCCAGUAGUGAGCCUAUCCUGAGUGAGCAGAGAGAGGAACUGUGGGAGCCAGAAGUGGAGCCUAAUUACACACUGACAGACCCAAAUGUAAAAAUAGUCAAGAAAGCUCGUUCCAAGUCAGAUUGUACCCUCCGCUCCGAUAUCCAUGACAAUGAAGAUGAUGAUGUUAUAGACCAAGGGGCAGAGGAGGCAGAAGUUCAGAAGUUUAACUUUAACCUGAAGCUGGCUGGGGUUCUGUCCCCUAGAAUGGUUCGCAGACCCACCAGAAAGCGUCCUAACAGGCCGGCCCAGUUUUCCCCUCUUGAAGAUCCAUUUGAGCCCCCAGAAAUGGGUUCAGAAGAGCAGGAGGAUCACAGCUACCUAACAGACCGUACUCCUCCCCUUCCCAUACUGCAUUCUAAACCCAAAAACAGACCCAAGCAUGUCCGCCAUGCCAGUGAACCCUUCAUCCCCAUCUCCCCUCCUCCACAACUCCAGCCACUGAAGGAAGUAGAAUGCCGUGCUGCCCACCACACUGGAGACAUUCAGACCUCGAGUAAGCCUCCAGGAGAUGUGGCCCCAUCACUGGAGGAUGUUACCCAGAAAUAUAUUCUGAUGAGCACUGCUGAGGGCCCAGGGCCUCUACCUGCAGCUAGGGAUGGAGCAGAAAGUUCAGUGUCUGCUUCAGAGGCACCCAACGAGAACAGCACCAGUGGAAUUACAGAAGCUGCACUACAGAAGAAGAGCCAAGAGGACACUGCAUCCCCAGCUAUCCCACAGAAGACCAAACCCAGAGUGGACAUGAGGAAACAUGUGAUGAUGACCCUCGUGGACACAGAGCAGUCAUAUGUGGAGUCACUACGGAGUCUCAUUCAGGGCUACAUGCGUCCCCUCAAACAGCCAGACAGCGGCUCCAUAGUGGACCCUCUGCUGGUAGAUGAGAUGUUUUAUCAAAUCCCAGAGAUCCUGGAGCACCACGAGUACUUCCUGGAGCAAGUUUCAGGCUGCGUUAGCCAAUGGCACGAUAGACAGACUGUCGGGCAUCUCCUCAUCCAAUCGUUCUCCAAAGAGACUCUAGCUAAUAUGUAUUCAGCGUACAUCGACAACUUUCUCAAUGCCAAAGAUGCUGUGAGGAUUGCCAAGGAGGCCAAACCAGCGUUUCACAAGUUUCUGGAGCAAAACAUGCGUGAGAACAAGGAGAAACAGGCUCUGGGUGAUCUGAUGAUUAAACCAGUCCAGAGGAUUCCCCGAUACGAGCUGCUGGUGAAGGACUUGCUCAAGCACACCCCAGAGGAUCACCCAGACUAUCAGUACUUACUGGACGCCCAGAGGGACAUCAAGCGAUUGGCCGAGAGGAUCAAUAAGGGCCGUCGCUCUGCUGAGGAGGCAGAGAGGGAGGCCAGGGUCAUCCAGGAGAUCGAGGCGCACAUAGAGGGAGUUGAACAUAUUCUGAACCCUGAGAGGAAGUUCUUGAGACAGGAAAUGGUCAUGGAGGCGAAGACCGUUGGUGGGAAGAAAGACCGAUCUCUCUUCCUCUUCAGUGAUCUGAUCAUCUGCACCACUCUCAAGAGGAAGUCUGGCUCAUUAAGACGCAGCUCCAUGAGCCUGUACUCUGCUGCGAGUGUCAUAGAUACUUCCAGCAAAUACAAGUUCCUGUGGAAGCUUCCUCUAGAGGACGUGGAGGUGGUUAAAAGCUCCACUCAGGCAUCAAACAAGGAGAGUAUCCAGAAGAUGAUUAGUCGAUUAGAUGAGGACGUCAGCACUCUGGGUCAGAUCAGCAAACUCUCUGAGACUCUCAGCUUCCCACACCAGUCCCUGGAUGAUGCAAUAAAGGACCUGAUGGGGUCAGUGCACAGGGAGCUGUCAGAGAAGCAGUCUCUAGCUUUCAGCAUGACUUUCCUGCCGACAAAGCUGGAGUUCACCACUGCCUCUGCUGAGAGCAGCUUCGUCUUCGAGUUCACCUCACCUGACACUCGGUCCCACUUUGAACAGGCCUUUGAAGACGCCAAGAAGAAGCUAGCAAUGAAUAAGGACCAGUGGAACCCAGAGUUUCUGAAGGCCAUUCCUAUUAUGAAGACGCGCAGUGGGAUGCAGUUCUCCUGUGCCUCUCCCAGCCACAGCUGUCCUGACAGUGGCUGUGAAGUGUGGGUGUGCAACAGUGAUGGAUACGUGGGACAGGUGUGUCUGUUGAACAUCAAAGAUGAGCCCACAGUGGAGGCCUGUAUUGCUGUCUGCUCAGCGAGGAUCAUAUGUAUUGCUGCAGUACCAGGACUCAAGGGAAGGGAGCGUGGAUCGGAGCCCACUCUGGCCACUGCCGGCGCCCCUGGUCACCCCCAGCAGCAGCUCCAUAUCUCUAUUGGUCGUUCAUCUGUGGAGCUGACGGAGCAACCCACAGGUCCAGGAGCUGAGCUUGUUCCUUUUGACAGUGAUGACACUGAUGAUGAAGAUUCACCCAGCCCUUCCUCUACUCUCAAGAGUCAGGCCAGUCACUCCACCAUUUCAUCCAGCUAUGGCAAUGAUGAAGGCCCAGGCUCCAAGGACAUGGCUACAGAGACCACCAGCAGUGAGGAGGAGCAGGAGUUUCCUGUGGCGAGCUCCUUUGGCACUCCGGGGAUGUUGGGUGAUGGAGCAGGAGGCCGCGGCCACACAGAGAGCCCAAUGGACGGCCGCGCCAUGCGCCGCUCCUCCCGGGGCUCGUUCACCAGGGCGAGCCUGGAGGACCUGCUCAGCAUCGACCCGGAGGCCUACCAGAGCUCUGUGUGGCUGGGCACAGAGGAUGGAUGCAUCCAUGUGUACCAGUCCUCGGACAACAUCCGUAACCGUAAGAACAGCAUGAAGAUGCAACACUCAGCCCCCAUCCUCAGUGUACUGUAUUUUGACAACAAAGUGUUUGUGUCCUUGGCCAAUGGAGAGGUGAUAGUCUAUCAGAGAGAAGCCGGUAGUUUCUGGGACCCUCAGUCUUCCCAGACGUUAGUUCUGGGCACGCCCACUAGCCCUGUCACCAAAAUGGUUCCUGUGGGAGGAAGGCUUUGGUGUGGCUCACAGAACAGAGUCCUUAUUUUAAACACAACUACACUGGUACAAGAGCACUGGUUCCAGGUGGGCACAGACAGCAGUCGGUGUGUGACCUGCAUGGUGGCAUAUGGUCAGGGUGUGUGGUUGGCGUUGCAGGGCAGUGCGCAGGUCAAAUUGUACCACGCUCAGACGCUGGAGAGCCUGACAGAGGUGGAUGUGGCGCCUGCUGUGCAUAAGAUGCUUGCAGGUGCCGAUGCGAUCAUCAGACAGCACAAAGCUGCCUGUCUGAGGAUUACAGCAUUGCUGGCAUGUAAGGAUCUGCUGUGGAUUGGUACCAGUGCAGGGGUCGUCCUUACACUGGUGAUCCCAGCAGUGAGCUCAGGAACGGGGGCUGGGACAGUGAAAUCCCCCCAGGUGCCGAUGGGCUCGGCUCACGGACACACUGGCCACGUUCGGUUCUUGACAUCAAUCGAACUACCAGAAGGGUUUGACAUGAACUUCCCACCUAUGACUAUUGACUCCACAGGCAACCAAUCCCAGAGCAGCAGCACAGUUGACGGAAACCUCCAAAGGCGCGACUCUGCACGUCGUCGAGCAUCUGCCCUCAUCCCUACAAAAACAAACCAUCUAGUAAUUUCUGGUGGUGACGGCUAUGAGGACUUCAGACUGACAAAUAGCAGUGAAACAGUUGGACGGGAUGACAGUACAAACCAUCUUUUGCUUUGGAAGGUCUGAGACAAUAAACCCCUGGUUUGAACAACCCACCCCAAAGUCGCUCUAUCUGAGAACUAGCACAAGCUCCUGUCCUUUUCCCCACUGGGACCCUCACUUUUUGGUGUAGUUUGUUUUGGUCUUCUGCUCAGUCCUCCAGUCUCUGUGUGCACAUAUGGCUGUCACUUUUCUCCUGGACUUACCAAUGAAUAUGAUCACUUCAAGAAGACUGUGGUAAUGUUUCUGAUGGUGUGCGUAAUUCCUCACUGAGUGGUAUCUGUGUGUGUGUUACUUUUUUUCUGUGAAUAUUGUCUUGAAAUGUGUAUUAAAAAAAACAAGCAUUUUAGUGAAGGAGUCAGAAGAAGACAAAGAAGCAGAAAAUGAAACUUGACAAAAGAGCAUUUGGACUGUGCAGAAUGUCACUGAACAGGAGGCUAAAAGAGGACAUACAAGUGAAGUGUGUACGUGUCCUUCUCUGUUUGUUUUUGGACUCUGACGUCGUCUUCACUAGACCCUUGCCUGAACUUCAUACAAAAUGUUUCCUGAGAACCAGAGGUAAAUGUCAUGUGAAAAUAUAUGAAUGGAAAGUUCUGCAGAGGAAUAGUGGCUAAAAUGUGCAAUAUGUGGAAAGAGUGUUUAGCAAGACAUAUACACACACAUUAAUGCACAGCCUUCACUCGCUGAAUUGGAAGACAUUUGUGAGAAAACAAAUGUGUGUUUUCCACAGAUAUUCCGAUGGUAUCAGAUUUUUUAAAUUUCAUUUUGGUUGUCAGUUUAAAGACACUUAAACAUAGAUGAUGCCUGCUACUGAGUAGGGAAAGUGCAUAGGAGGAUUCCUCCUUUACAUGAAUAUGCCAAAGCCUUGUUUGUGUUACAGUUUUGACAUUAAGGGAUCUGAACCGAUUUCUUUUGCAGUGAAAUUUAAGUUUGUUGAGCAGAAAUCAGGAGCUGAUGUUACUGACUUCAAUGACGCUGGGCUGUGGUAGCAGAUAACGAUAGUAAUGUACAGUAUUUAUGGUUUUGAUUUUAGCGCAUUCUUUUACAGCACUUAAUUUAUAGAAGAUGUAGCUUUCACCUUUUGUGUUUGAGUGUAAGAACAAGAAAGCCUUGGUUUGAUAUAAGUAUUAGACAAAUGGGAAUAGUUGGUUUGGGCAGACAAGACAUACACGACAGGGUGUGACAGUUAACUCAUGGUUCAGUAUACACAAUACAGGGUUGUUUUUUUAGGAGUUUAAUGACUCCAGAAAUGUAAAGAUACAAAUCCAAAACGGAAAGAGUAUGGUAGUGUUUUUGUCAUGGUAAAGCAUUGUAUUUGAACACAGCUCAAAACUUAUCUUGAAGAAAAAGAGAACAAAGUCCCCCUCAUGCCUGUUUGGAAGCCAAAUGCAAUUAUUUACUUAAUAUUUCAACUUUUUCAGCUCCAAUGUGGCAUUUUAGUCACAUGUAAUAUAGUGAUAGGAUGUAUUUUUUAUACUCCUAAUGCAGAAACACUGAUUUCAGUAUUGAUUUUUGGAGAACAAGAUGCUGGGGUUUUUUGGACAAGAGAGUACCCACGAUACAGAGUAGGUCAGAAUGAUAAAGGCUGAGCACCUUCAAGUGCCUUCAGUUUAAAAAGUUAAUCCAAUAAACACACACACACACACACACACACACACACACAGAGUGAAAAGUCAGCUCACACUACUACAGCAGAUGCCUGGGGACGGUGACUGAGUUGUCCUUCUACACACACUACACUAGCCUCAUGCUUUGAGUCUUAAGUGAUAAUUGUCUUUGAUCCCUCCAAUCCUAAAAAAUCUCAUUACACUUUGCCAGCCAUCUGGGCGUUUCUCCUCAGCCAUACCAAAUGCAUUGAAAUGGUGUUAACUCUUCUGUGGGAGCAGCUAACAGUAAAGAGGAUUGGAUUGUAAAAAGAGCGAACUAGCUAGUUGGCUCUUUUCCUCUUUAAGUUUAAAAGUCGGUGUGUUCGUGCCUAUCCUCCAGUGCACUUAAAUCAGUUGCAGUUUGGAGUAGCAUGUGAAGAAUAGAGCAGGGGAAAGUUGAAGAAUGUUAGAAAAUGUUAUUGGACUAGAUUACUAUUAAAGGAAAUACGCUUUUCAGUUUCAUGUCUGGACUCAGGUCGAGAAGAUUGACACUCUAAUGUCUUGUAAAUAUUAAACUACAGCCAGGAGUCUGUUAGCUCAGUUUAGCAUAAAGAUUCAAAAUGAAAGUGCAAUGUGAUUUGGCUAACUUUGUUGUUAUGAAGAGUUAAGACAAAAGGAUCUGCCUUAAUGCGCACAGAUCACAAUAUAUCUUGUUUACCUAUUUCAUAAAAAAGUGUAACAUUACAGCUUACUUAUUUUUUGUAUGAAUGACAAAAAUGAGAUAGAUUGUAUACAUUAGUGAGCUUUAGAGGUUCAGGUGGGUGGAUCUUUUUUGCUAGCUUGCUAGCUGUUUCCAUAUAUGUGCUAAGCUAGCCCGUAGCUGGCUGUAAUUGCACAUUAAUGAAACCCAACAUGUGGAGUGAUAUUCAUCUUCUCAUCUAACUCCAAGCAAAAAAGUGAAUAAGAUGAUUUCCUUCCUUUUUUUAAAUGAUUCCUCUGAUAUCCACUAACGUAGCAAAAUGUUUGUUAACUUUGUGUGUUCUUUCUAAUUCACAGCAAAAUCUAUUUUUGAGUUUCCAGAGCCACGAGCUGCAAAGUCACCCAUUAAAAUGCUGCACAGUACUGGCUGUAGGGAAAUGGAGACCUCCCUGAAAAAUGGAGUUAGUUGGCUUUAUUUUCUGUGAAGAAACAUCUAUAUGCUUUCCAUGCUGGUACCAGUGCUUUUGGAGCGGCGUUUUUAAUAACUGUGACAUAAAAAGUAAUUGCUUAAUGUUCUGGUUGAAGUCCAUUACUUUUGAUUCAGCUGAUUCAGAAAGAAGAAAUAAUAUUCUUAUUUUCACUAUUUGCAUUUUUUUAAACCAUUGUUAUUGAAUUAAAUCUCUUCAUUUUACAGAAGCACAUUUAAAAAAAUGUUUGUUUGGUAAAAAUCAUAGCAAAGAAAGACCGGUCAUCCUGGUCUAAUUGGAAAAGGAUUAGUCGAAUGAAGCAUAGUUGGAAACAGACGAUUUACCCUUAAUUCACAUUUACAUCAAACUCAUUCUAUCAUCACUGUAACUCUCAGCUAAGUAACCUCUAUUCCCCACAUGUUAAAGAAGUCUUUAUUGUUGUAAAUAUUGGUAUAUAUUGCCUUUUUUUCUGUAAAUAGUGCACCCACGGUCCUCAAUUGUUGAUACGAAUCCAAUGGCAUAUUUUUAUAUAUUUGUGUAAGGUUUGUUUUUGUUUGUAUUUUCUCCCCUUCCUCUCUCGCUUGCGCUGUCAGUGACGUUUGAAUUGUAACCGUCAGAUCUUUCCAAAAGAAGACAAGAUAGCAUCUGAAAAAAUUAGCAUUGAUGUUUUCAUUGGUAGUCAUGUUAUCACCAAAACCGUAUGUCUGCCUUGUUACGAAUAUGUACAUGAAGGAGAUCUACCUGGUCUCAAGUCUGUUUAUCUCUGGAUGGGGAUGCAGUUGUCAUGGUUACAGUGUAUCAGAGUUACUUACUGUAUGUAGCUGUUCUCGUUCUGUCACUCUGGGUUCCUCUUUGUAAUUAAAUCAGUUCACUGGUG
Eleginops maclovinus (Patagonian blennie) is the source of this 12095-nucleotide messenger RNA. Its product is annotated as rho guanine nucleotide exchange factor 17-like. Lineage: Eukaryota; Metazoa; Chordata; Actinopteri; Perciformes; Eleginopidae. Gene Ontology annotation, molecular function: guanyl-nucleotide exchange factor activity. Gene Ontology annotation, biological process: actin cytoskeleton organization. The record is from RefSeq and is a predicted model, not a curated record.